Gastrolobium bilobum is the source of this 360-nucleotide messenger RNA. RefSeq lists its product as uncharacterized. The record is from RefSeq and is a predicted model, not a curated record. NCBI's taxonomy places the organism in Eukaryota, Viridiplantae, Streptophyta, Magnoliopsida, Fabales, Fabaceae. The transcript has a single exon. The coding region runs from base 1 to 360 and encodes 119 amino acids.
AUGAAGGUAAGACUUCUUGCAUUGUUCCUACUCAUUUCAGGUACUCAAGCCAUAUCAAUGAUGCUUCCAAAAUUUGGAAGCAUAGAAGACUCAAUCAGAUUGAAAGACAAAGUGGAGGAAAGUAAAAAUGAGAACAAACAUGAACUGUUUAAUACUACAAGAAAAGCACAAGGUGGAAGCAAAGGAGCCUCUGGAAAGAGAGGAAGGACAGGAGUUAAUGGCAGUGCAGAUGUUAAUCGCCAGCCACGUCGCCCUCAAAAUUCCGCACCAUCAUUACUAUCAGGGCCUCAUUUUCGGGCCUCAACAUUUAUAUAUGUAAGCUUGGCUUUAACCAUCGGGUUUCCCUUCAACUAUGUUUGA